Molecule: messenger RNA, 4762 nt
Organism: Osmerus eperlanus (European smelt)
Lineage: Eukaryota; Metazoa; Chordata; Actinopteri; Osmeriformes; Osmeridae
Gene: fem1b
Product: fem-1 homolog b
Exons: 2
Coding region: 590-2473 (627 amino acids)
Molecular function (GO): protein binding
Source: RefSeq, a predicted model, not a curated record
UUUCCGUUUGGACCACUUUUCAGUCGGAGACAGUUGAGAGCCGAACAAUCACUUCCGGCAAAUUGUUUGGUUAGCAAAGGUGAAAUUAGCUCGGCCCUACAUUGAAAAUAUUUGCAUCUGCUAACCAAUCUUUAUAGUUCACUUUAACGGAUUCAACGUGUUCGGAAACAACAAUGUAGAGAUCGGGAUCUUGUUUUUUUUUAUAUAAUACUUUUCUAACACAAUUUUGAACGUCGGUAGCUCACUAGCUUAGCGGCGUUGUGAGCUUCAGCUGUCUGACUCGAGCUAGAAGUUGGCUCGACGGUAACCAACUAGCUAGCUACCAACAAGGUGAAGGGACCCCCAAAACAAAAGUUAUAUUGGAAAAGUUAUUGCACAGUUAAGAAACAAUAGUUAGCUGCUACACAACACACCACUGGCUGCUUUUAAAUUUGAGAAAACAUUAUUUUAAGCCAAACCAUUUGUAAAAGAACUGAGAUUUUCAUGUGAGCGCUAGAGGUAGUUUAGGUAUAUUAAUGGGAGGCGGGUUGAGUGCAUCUUGUCGGCGACACUUGAGAAGGAGUAGGUUUCGGCGACCUGCCAGGCUUGAAUGGAGUCGCUGGCUGGCUACGUUUAUAAAGCGGCCGGCGAAGGUCGCGUCUUGACGCUGGCGGCUCUUCUCCUCAACCACUCCGAGUCUGAGACUCGGUAUCUGCUGGGCUACGUGACCCACCUCGCCGGCCAAAGAUCCACUCCUCUCAUCAUCGCAGCUCGAAACGGACACGACAAAGUUGUGCGGCUGCUUCUGGACCACUAUAAAGUAGACACUGAACAGACGGGAACAGUCAGAUUUGACGGGUAUGUGAUAGAUGGAGCUACAGCCCUGUGGUGUGCGGCCGGCGCGGGGCACUUUGAGGUAGUCCGGCUGCUUGUGACCCACCUGGCCAACGUGAACCACACCACCGUCACCAACUCCACCCCUCUGAGGGCAGCCUGUUUCGACGGGCGCCUGGACAUCGUCCGCUACCUGGUGGAUCACAACGCCAACAUCGGCAUCGCCAACAAGUAUGACAACACCUGCCUGAUGAUCGCAGCCUAUAAAGGUCACACAGACGUGGUGCAGUUCCUGCUGGCGAAGGGGGCCGACUCCAACGCCAAAGCCCACUGCGGCGCCACCGCGCUGCACUUUGCCGCCGAGGCCGGCCACCUGGACAUCGUCAAGGAGCUGGUAAGUUGCCAUGCCGCCAUGGUGGUCAACGGCCACGGCAUGACUCCUCUGAAGGUGGCGGCUGAGAGCUGCAAGGCGGACGUGGUGGAGCUGUUGCUGCUGCAUGCUGACUGUGAGCCGCGGAGCCGCAUCGAGGCGCUGGAGCUGCUGGGGGCGUCCUUCGCCAACGACCGCGAGAACUACGACAUCCUGAAGACAUACCACUACCUGUUCCUGGCCAUGCUGGAGCGCUGCCGAGACCCUGCCAACCCCAUCCCCAAGGAGCCCGGCCCGGCCGUGGAGGCGUACGGGGGCCGGGGCGAGUGCUCCACCCCCCAGGAGCUGGAGGCCAUCCGGGGGGACCGCGACGCACUGCACAUGGAGGGGCUAAUGGUGCGCGAGCGCAUCCUGGGCUCGGACAACAUCGACGUGUCGCACCCCAUUAUCUACCGCGGCGCCGUGUACGCAGACAACAUGGAGUUCGACCAGUGCAUCAAACUGUGGCUGCACGCGCUGCAGCUCAGGCAGAAGGGAAACCGCAACACCCACAAGGACCUGCUGCGCUUCGCCCAGGUCUUCUCCCAGAUGGUGCACCUGAAGGAGGCGGUGUCGGCGGGGGCAGUGGAGCAGGUGCUGCGCUGCUGUGUGCUGGAGGUGCGGAGGAGCAUGGCACGCGUGGAGACGGCCCCGGAAGCAGAGCUGCCCGCCACCAUGGACAGCUACGAGUCCAACCUGUUCACCUUCCUCUACCUGGUCUGCAUCUCCACCAAGACGCUAUGCGGGGAUGAGGAGCGCGGACGCAUCAACAAGCAGAUCUACAACCUGAUCCAGCUGGACCCGCGCUCCCGCCAGGGAAGCUCCCUGCUGCACCUGGCCAUCAGCUCCAACACGCCCGUGGACGACUUCCACACCAACGAUGUGUGCAGCUUCCCCAGCGCCCAGGUCACCAAGCUGCUGCUGGACUGCGGCGCCCAGGUCAACGCCGUCGACAACGAGGGGAACAGCCCGCUGCACAUCAUCGUUCAGUAUAACCGGCCAAUCAGCGACUUCCUGACACUGCACGCUAUCAUCAUCAGCCUGGUGGAGGCGGGGGCGCACACGGACAUGACCAACAAGCAGAAGAAGACUCCGCUGGAUAAGAGCACCACAGGUGUGUCGGAGAUCCUGCUGAAGACCCAGAUGAAGAUGAGUCUGAAGUGUCUGGCGGCCCGCGCGGUGAGGCAGCACCAGAUCACCUACCACAACCAGAUCCCACGCAGCCUGGAGGAGUUUGUGGAGUUCCACUGACGCUCCGCCACACACAGAACCAGUAGAGAAAUACCACACAAAAUACUCUUAAUCAAAUUUUUUUGUAUUGGUAUGAUGUUUUUUAUUGUUAUCUAACGAAUCUAAACUAUGGUUCUGGGUGAAGGUGAUACUGAUGGAACAGUUUCAAAUGCAUUUGUUUUAUAAAUGACAGUUGCUUGUGUCUAUUGUAAGUAUACAUUGUGGAAAAACCAGCACUCAUAGUAGGUAUGGGCCACCAUGUCUCUGGUGGUUUUCAAACUGGAGUUUAAAUGAUUUAAUUGGCUGGUGUUUGUCUUACUAAUCAGUAGGAACUGAUAUUACGAACUUACUGUGAGGAGUCUGUAAUGCAAGUAUUCCAAAGAAGCGCAGUGAGCAGGCUGCUGAGAUCCAGUCCUCCCAGCAGCAGGGGUGUGGGCUCUGCUGGUCCAGUCCUCCCAGCAGCAGGGGUGUGGGCUCUGCUGGUCCAGUCCUCCCAGCAGCAGGGGUGUGGGCUCUGCUGGUCCAGUCCUCCCAGCAGCAGGGGUGUGGGCUCUGCUGGUCCAGUCCUCCCAGCAGCAGGGGUGUGGGCUCUGCUGGUCCAGUCCUCCCAGCAGCAGGGGUGUGGGCUCUGCUGGUCCAGUCCUCCCAGCAGCAGGGGUGUCGGCUCUGCUGGUACAGUCCUCCCAGCAGCAGGGGUGUGGGCUCUGCUGGUACAGUCCUCCCAGAAGCAGGGGUGUGGGCUCUGCUGGUCCAGUCCUCCCAGCAGCAGGGGUGUGGGCUCUGCUGGUCCAGUCCUCCCAGCAGCAGGGGUGUGGGCUCUGCUGGUACAGUCCUCCCAGCAGCAGGGAUGUGGGCUCUGCUGGUACAGUCCUCCCAGCAGCAGGGGUGUGGGCUCUGCUGGUCCACCUGAGACAGCAGCACUGUCGUCUCACUGUCUUCAGCCUUAUUGCUGCGCCUGCAGGAUGGUGUGCGCCUGCAGGAUGGUGUGCGCCUGCUUGUUGUGGUUUUACAGACUGCUUGUGUUUGAGCAUGUUGGUGUGUGUGAGUGCAUGAGAGAGAAAGCGAGAAUGAAAGUUAGUUUUACAGACAGAGCAAGCUAAAACAAAUGAGGUGCCUCAUGGGAAAAGUCAAAGGUGUAUGUGUGCGAGUGCAUGUGAGUUUAAAAGCCACUUUGUGAUCCCAUUUGGCAAAGCCAUGCCCUCAGAUAGCCGUGGGUGUCUGGUGCAGGGCUGUCCACUGUCUGGAUCUCUGUCCUGGAUGUUCAUCACUCACUAAACAUUACUCUGGUCAGCACAGGUACUGAAGAAGACGUCUGGUAUUCUCAAGAGAAACAUGCUAUCAUACCUGCUGGACAGCACUUUGUACUUAUUAUACCUUCUUUUUUUCCUAACCAAUAUUUUUAAAAGUUUAUUUAAAAUGAUGUGUUUGGAAAUAUAUUUUGAUAACUAUUAAGAUGUACCUCUUUGAACCUAGAUGUGAAAUUAGAUUCCUUUUCCAGAAACACUGAUGGGGUAAAAGAUGUGCCAGUGAUGUGGCUUUGUCCCGGUCAGACGGGGGUUUGCCCCGGUCAGACGGGGGUUUGAAUGGGGCUGUUUUAACUGUCGCAGGUCUUGUUUUAUUGGCGCAUGUGCACCUGAGAUCAUUCAAACUGCUCACCUACUGAAGAGAAGCCGGUGUGAUGGGAGGGUUUUCUUGAUUUGGCUGCGUUGCCUGAGGUGGCCUUAAAUGUUGGGCGGUGCUGGUGUUCUGUGUGCCGGUCUCCUGGCGUGUGGAAGCACGUAGAGAGACGGCAGCGACCAGACGCCGGGGAAGACUGAACUUCAGGGCUGAUUCUGUUUUGCCAACAUGUCCUUCGUCCUCAUCAGAGAUUGUAUCGUCCGUCAUUAUUUUGUGUUGUUCCAAAUCGAACGGUCUGAGAUUAAAAGCUAAAUCGAAAGAGUUCUGUCCAUUUUGGUUUUCCUUCAUAUGUACUGUGCUCUGAGAACAAAUGUUUGUGGCCUUUUAAUUUAAGAGGGGAAAGGAAGGGUUCAUUUUUUAUCUUGGGUUGAUGGAUUUAGUAACUGUUGUAACUGGCCGAAGAAUGUUCUUGUGUCUUGUUAUAGAAUUAAUGAAAACAGUAUGAAAUGUCUAUUGAAAAAAGCUUUAAAUUUGCGGUGCUGCCUGAUUAUAGCAAAAUUAACCCAAAGAUGAACUAGCUAACAGUGUUACUCUUAAUUGGUUUACAGUUGUUUUGGGGGGAAAUCAUUUGCUUUUUAUGUCUAAAUUGUAAACAAUAUUGGUUGGUGUCAUAUUAAAGCUGUUUCCAGAUGA